Emys orbicularis (European pond turtle) is the source of this 795-nucleotide messenger RNA. RefSeq names its product haloacid dehalogenase like hydrolase domain containing 2 (gene HDHD2). The transcript is spliced from 7 exons. Gene Ontology annotation, biological process: dephosphorylation. Lineage: Eukaryota; Metazoa; Chordata; Testudines; Emydidae. The record is from RefSeq and is a predicted model, not a curated record. Bases 1 to 795 code for a protein of 264 amino acids. Gene Ontology annotation, molecular function: phosphatase activity.
AUGGACCCUCUGCGGAUGGCAGCUCGGCGCGUGCUGAAAGCAGUCUUGGUGGAUCUCAGUGGCACACUUCACAUUGAGGACUCAGCUGUGCCGGGCUCACAGGAAGCUCUUAAAAGAUUACGCAAUGCUCCAGUUGCCAUUAGAUUUGUGACCAACACAACCAAAGAGAGCAAGAGAGACCUUCUGGAGAGGCUGAAGACACUGGAAUUUGACAUUGCAGAAGAUGAGAUCUUCACAUCUCUGACUGCGGCCAGAAACCUCCUGGAGCAAAAGCAGGUCCGGCCCCUGCUGCUGGUGGACGACAAUGCUUUGCAAGAUUUCAGAGGGAUACCUACAAAUGAUCCCAAUGCCGUGGUGGUAGGACUAGCUCCUGAGCACUUUAACUAUCAGAUGAUGAAUAAAGCAUUUCGGUUGAUCCUGGAUGGUGCCCCUCUUAUAGCUAUACACAAAGCUAGAUAUUAUAAGAGGAAAGAUGGCUUAGCUCUGGGCCCUGGACCUUUCGUAACUGGACUGGAAUAUGCUACAGACACCAAAGCAACAGUGGUGGGGAAACCAGAGACAACCUUCUUUCUAGAAGCCUUAUCGGGGACUGGCUGCAAGCCGGAGGAGACGGUUAUGAUUGGCGAUGAUUGCAGGGAUGAUGUGGGUGGAGCCCAGAAUGCUGGCAUGCUAGGUAUUUUAGUGAAGACUGGUAAAUAUCGAGCAGCAGAUGAAGACAAAAUUAAUCCCGCUCCUUACCUCAUCUGUGAGAGCUUCCCACAAGCAGUAGACCAUAUCCUACACCAUCUGCUAUGA